Cucurbita pepo subsp. pepo (vegetable marrow) is the source of this 1523-nucleotide messenger RNA. Its product is annotated as protein HIGH CHLOROPHYLL FLUORESCENCE PHENOTYPE 244, chloroplastic-like. The record is from RefSeq and is a predicted model, not a curated record. NCBI's taxonomy places the organism in Eukaryota, Viridiplantae, Streptophyta, Magnoliopsida, Cucurbitales, Cucurbitaceae.
UUCCAUCGAUAAACACUGCACAGAAACCAAGAAGAUUCAACAAUGGUGCUGCGGCUGCCCACACACCUUGCGACACCUGGCAACCACUGCCGGCGCCACUGCGAUGCCUUCUCUUCCCGCCGCGCGAUUGCGGCUUCCGACGCUCUUGUCUCUUGGCUUCCUUCACUCGCAUCUCCCUGCGCUUCAUCUUCCUCCAGGAGAUCUUGUUUUCUACCGGUUGUCAAAUGUACGGCUCAGCAAACUGGACCUGUGAAUCUGGCGCCGGGGACGCCGGUGAGGCCGACUAGCAUACUGGUGGUUGGUGCCACUGGAACCCUUGGUAGACAGAUCGUGAGGCGCGCGUUGGAUGAAGGCUACGAAGUUCGGUGUCUUGUGAGGCCUCGACCGGCUCCUGCUGAUUUUCUUCGCGAUUGGGGCGCCAUAGUCGUCAAUGCAGAUUUAAGUAAACCAGAAACCAUCCCUGCAACGCUGGUCGGCAUUCAUACUAUCAUAGACUGUGCUACAGGACGGCCGGAAGAGCCCAUUAAAACGGUAGAUUGGGAAGGAAAAGUUGCUCUGAUACAAUGUGCAAAGGCUAUGGGAAUCCAGAAAUAUAUUUUCUUCUCCAUCCACAAUUGUGACAAGCAUCCUGAAGUUCCACUUAUGGAGAUCAAGUAUUGCACUGAGAAGUUUCUCAAGGACGCAGGCCUAAAUCACAUCAUCAUUCGACUCUGUGGUUUCAUGCAAGGUCUCAUUGGGCAGUAUGCUGUACCUAUAUUAGAGGAGAAAUCUGUUUGGGGAACAGAUGCUCCAACAAGAAUUGCCUACAUGGACACCCAGGAUAUAGCCAGGUUGACAUUUAUUGCAUUGCGUAAUGAGAAUAUAAAUGGGAAACUUCUUACCUUUGCUGGCCCUCGUGCAUGGACAACUCAAGAGGUGAUAACAUUAUGUGAGAGGCUUGCUGGACAAGAUGCAAAUGUUACCACAGUCCCAGUUUCAGUGUUGAGAUUCACUCGUCAACUGACAAGAUUUUUUGAGUGGACAAAUGAUGUUGCUGAUAGGCUAGCAUUUUCAGAGGUUCUUACAAGCGACACUGUUUUUUCUGUUCCAAUGACAGAGACAUACGAUCUCCUCGGUGUAGAUGCAAAAGACAUAAUAACUUUAGAGAAAUAUCUGCAAGAUUACUUCACAAACAUUUUGAAGAAACUGAAGGAUCUCAAAGCACAAUCAAAGCAAUCUGACUUUUUUAUAUGAAGUCAGACCGAUUUGUAAUGUAAAUGAAGAUUUGUAUGUGUUUUAAAUCUUGAUACACCGUAACUUCUUGUGCAAGGUAUGCCAGUCAUUUGUUCCUUAUAUCUUUCCCUAACCCCUUGGCUGUUAGGAACCACGACUCUCCACAAUGGUAUGUAUUGUCCACUUUGAGCAUAAGCUCUCAUAGUUUUGCUUUUGGUUACUUCAAGAGGCCUCAUACCAAUAGAGAUGUAUUCUUUACUUAUAAACUCAUGAUCAUUCCCGAAAUUAGCCAAUGUGGAACUCCCUCCCAA